Messenger RNA from Aspergillus caelatus, 1465 nucleotides. Its product is annotated as imidazolonepropionase. Gene Ontology annotation, molecular function: hydrolase activity, acting on carbon-nitrogen (but not peptide) bonds. Bases 47 to 1420 code for a protein of 457 amino acids. The transcript has a single exon. NCBI's taxonomy places the organism in Eukaryota, Fungi, Ascomycota, Eurotiomycetes, Eurotiales, Aspergillaceae. The record is from RefSeq and is a predicted model, not a curated record.
GUUACCUACUCGGAAGAAUUAAAUUCUCCUAAAAGAACCUAUCGUCAUGGCUAGCUCCAAUCUCAUACCUAAACCAUGGGUACCACGCGAUCAACCCCCGGACAUUACCCUCAUCAACAUCAACGUAAUCGAUGUAGAGGCUGGCCGUGUUAUCCCCAGUUGUAGUGUCCACGUGCAAAAUGGGGUUAUUACACGUAUUAUGCCAGCAUCAUCGCUAUCCAGAAGCUCAGAAGCGCCGUUCUCUACUGGACCGAGGACAAAAACCAAGUUCAUCAACAUGCGAAAUCAAUAUCUGUGCCCUGGCUUGAUUGAUUGUCAUGUUCACCUCACGGCCACCCCGGGGAGCACCUCACUCAAGGACAUAUUCGCCGCUAGCCCUAACACAAUCGCAUACCGCACCGCUUAUGUCGCCCGGAACAUGCUCCUUCGAGGCUUCACAACUGCGCGUGAUACAGGCGGCGCUGAUGCGGCAUUACGCGAUGCUAUCGCAGAGGGAUUGCUAUCUGGACCGCGCCUCAUCAUCGCGGGCAAGGCGCUCUCUCAAACCGGCGGCCACGGGGACUUACGAGCUCCUUAUCAGGGUGACGAGCAUAAAUGCUGUGGUGGACACUCACCCGCACUGGCUCGUAUCUGUAACGGUGUCCCCGCGUGUUUAGAGGCAGUUCGAGAUGAGCUCCGACAAGGGGCGAACUUCAUCAAGAUAAUGUGUGGAGGAGGAGUUGCAACGCCAACUGAUGCACUAGAUAUGCUUCAGUUCACGGCCGAUGAGAUCCAGGCGAUUACAACCACCGCCGCAUACUCCAAGACCUACGUUACCGCUCAUGCCUAUACGGCGCAGGCAAUCCGCCAUGCGGUCGACAACGGUGUGCGUGGCAUUGAGCAUGGCAACUUCAUUGACGCCGAGACGGCCAGAUACUGUAAGGAGAAGGGGGUAGUCUUCACUCCGACACUGAUCACGUAUCAAGGAAUGGCCGAACCCCCCUUUGAUAACUUUCUUGACGAGGCCAGUCAAGCGAAGAACCGCGAAGUUCUGGCCAGUGGUCUCAAGGCUCUGGAAAUUCUACGCGAUGCUGGUAUCACAAUGUGCUACGGAUCUGAUCUCCUGGCAGGCCUCCACACGCUACAGAACCGCGAGUUUAGUAUUCGCGCAGCCGUUCUCAGUUCGCUAGAGAUCCUUCAGUCGGCGACUAUCAACGCCGCCAAAUUGGUUGGUAUGGAAGGGAAACUGGGCUGUAUUAAGGAGGGGGCGAUUGCGGAUUUUCUGAUUCUCAAUGCCAACCCCCUUGAAAAUAUUACCGUUCUGGACCAUGUAGAAGAGUCCUUAGUGGCCAUUGUCAAAGAGGGGCGGAUUGUUGCAAGCAAGGUAGCGGAACUAUCAGUGGACCCUCUUUACGAUCCGUAUAGGCUCCCGUCCACCUGAAUUAUGAGUCUGGGGCCGUGAAGAUCGACAACAACCAGCAUUCUG